UGUGCUGUCACUCAAAAUAGGCACGUUUUCCACGCACGGGUCAAACUUUUCAGAAUUCGGUUCGAAAUUUCGUGUUAUUGCAAUAUUCAAGUUUAAACCAUGGAUGAUACUGUGUGUUAUAUAAAACCAGAGUACUUGAUUCCACGACUGCCCAAGGAAACUGAUGAAAACAAAGCUGUAACUGACACGGGAAACAAAACGGAAACACCAACACAAGAUGGACCAGCGGCAAAAAAGGCUCGUUACGACCAGAAAAAGAAAAAUCGCGGUCAAAACAAAAAUCGCCAACUACCGUUCAAAGUCAAAGACGAUGCUAGACUGUGCAAGACAUUACUGGAUGGACUCACUACCGGCGAAAAUAAAUGUACCAACGAUCGUUGUCGUUUUUCACACGAUCUGGAACGAUUUGCACAGUUGAAACCAAAGGACAUUGGUGACAGCUGUUAUAUUUACUCAAUGAAGGGCUACUGCAAUUUCGGAGUAUCAUGUAGAUUUGCCGGUGCCCAUCUAGACGAAAAAUUUACCAAUAAGAUAAAGGAAGGAGUUAAGCGGGACGAUACUAAUUUGGUUAGUAUGUGUUUGAGCUUUGAUCUGCAGAACAAGCUUCGUAAAAGAACUUAUGAUUUUACUAAAUCGGAUCAAAUCGUAGACAAGUUUGAAACCUUGCAGAAGGAAACAAAAGAAGAAAAGUUAAAAUUAACUAAUGGAACACCGGAACCUACGCGAAUAGGACCUUGUACUGACGAAGAUCUAAUCAAACUGCGAGACGAAGAAAGAAAGAAGAUAAAUUUCAAAGACAAACUCUACCUCAGCCCAUUGACAACUGUCGGCAACCUACCGUUUAGAAGAAUUUGCAAAGAAUAUGGGGUUGAUAUUACAUGCGGUGAAAUGGCGUGUGCUGUUCCAAUCAUUGGUGGGAUGCCCCAAGAAUGGGCACUGACUAAGCGUCACUCGUCCGAAGAUUUGUUUGGAGUCCAACUUUGUGGGCGCAGUUCAAAACUGGUUACAUAUGCCGCUCAAGUGAUCGCAGAAGUUGCCGACGUAGAUUUUGUUGAUCUUAAUCUCGGUUGCCCAAUUGAUUUGAUAUUUCGGGAAGGCGGAGGAAGCGCUUUACUUCGCCGACAAUCGGUGUUAGAGGUGAUGAUUCAAAGUUGCUCCCGUGUGUUGGCCGACUACGGGAAAGAGUUUACAGUCAAAACCAGAGUUGGGAUUUACGAUAACAAGAAGGUGGCGCAUGAGCUUAUUCCUAAGUUUGAGCAAUGGGGUGCCAGUCUAGUCACUGUGCACGGUAGAUCCAAAGAGCAACGCUAUACGAAACGCGCGGAUUGGGAGUAUAUUCAAAAUUGUGCUCAACAAGCAAAAACUAUCCCUAUUUAUGGAAAUGGAGACCUACUCAGCUAUCAAGAUUAUAACGAUGCUAGAACUCAGGCUCCUGAGCUUUCAGGUGUGAUGAUCGGUAGAGGUGCUCUGAUUAAACCAUGGCUGUUUCGAGAAAUCAAAGAGCAAAAGCCUCUUGACCCAUCCAGUAGUGAGCGAAUGGAAAUGCUAAAACGUUACAUUAACUACGGACUAGAACAUUGGGGUAGUGACACCAAAGGCGUGGAAAACACUAGAAGAUUCUUUUUGGAAUGGCAGUCGUUUUUGUACCGAUAUGUUCCAUACGGUCUAUUGGAAAGACCUCCACAGAAGAUCAACCAGCGCCCAGAAGCGUUCCAGGGUCGGGACGAUUUGGAAACUUUAAUGGCUUCUUCCAACUGUUCCGAUUGGGUGAAACUGAGUGAAAUGCUACUUGGUCCAGUACCCGAAGGAUUUCAUUUUGUGCCUAAACAUAAGGCAAAUGCGUACUGAUGAAGGCAACACGACGAUAGAUCGGUAGUUAAAUAUUUGAAAAAUAUACAAAUACGUUUAAUUGUUGAAAAAAGUUUACUUUAUUUCG
This is a messenger RNA of Topomyia yanbarensis, 1936 nucleotides long. It is a transcript of the gene Dus3, whose product is annotated as tRNA-dihydrouridine(47) synthase [NAD(P)(+)]-like. NCBI's taxonomy places the organism in Eukaryota, Metazoa, Arthropoda, Insecta, Diptera, Culicidae. The coding region runs from base 100 to 1848 and encodes 582 amino acids. Gene Ontology annotation, biological process: tRNA processing. The record is from RefSeq and is a predicted model, not a curated record. The transcript has 4 exons. Gene Ontology annotation, molecular function: tRNA dihydrouridine synthase activity; metal ion binding; flavin adenine dinucleotide binding.